Molecule: messenger RNA, 1134 nt
Organism: Argentina anserina (silverweed cinquefoil)
Lineage: Eukaryota; Viridiplantae; Streptophyta; Magnoliopsida; Rosales; Rosaceae
Product: probable carboxylesterase 15
Exons: 1
Coding region: 15-1022 (335 amino acids)
Molecular function (GO): hydrolase activity
Source: RefSeq, a predicted model, not a curated record
CACCAUUAUCAACCAUGGUCCAAGAGAAGAAGAUGGUCGUUCAAGUGAGCGAUUGGCUUAGAGUCUAUGACGAUGGCUCUGUCGACCGAACAUGGGCAGGACCUCCCGAGUUCACGUUCCUAUUGCAGCCAGUUCGAUCUCACGAGAGCUUCAUUGAUGGGGUUGCCACAAAAGACGUGAUCAUUGACAAAACUUCGGGCCAUCGCGUACGAAUAUACCUACCGGAGAGAAAGUCGGAGGAUGUUGACGGGACUAAGCUACCAGUAAUCCUUCAUUUCCAUGGAGGAGGCUUUUGCUUCUGCGAGGCCGAUUGGCACAUGUACUACUAUAUCUACUCCAAGAUCGCACGAGAGGCCAACGCUAUUGUUGUCUCCGUCUAUCUUAGUCGACAAGCCCCCGAGCACCGUCUCCCAGCUCAGAUCGACGAUGGCUAUGAAGCUCUCCUCUGGCUCCGAUCUGUUGCUCAAGCCGAUUUUUAUGAACCUUGGCUAAAUGACCAUGCAGACUUGAACCGCAUUUUCCUCAUAGGGGAUAGUUCAGGGGGAAACAUAGUCCAUGAAGUGGCUGCUCGAGCAGGGUAUGCAGAUUUAGGUCAGUUCAAGUUAUCCGGUGGGAUUCUUAUCCAACCUGGUUUUGUCAGAGAAACGAGGAGCAAGUCGGAGUUGGAACAGCCACAGACCUCUUUUUUUAACGUAGAUAUGGCUGACAAGUUGUUCAGUUUGUCACUUCCGGUAGGGUCAACCAAGGACCAUCCGAUUACAUGUCCGAUGGGUUCAUUGGCUCCACCUUUGGAAGGCCUGAUACUGCCUCCAAUUCUGGUUUUCAUUGGGGGGAACGACGUCUUUCAAGACACUGAGAUGGAAUACUACGAGGCCAUGAAGAGGGCUAACCAAGAUGUGCAGCUUUUAACCAUCCCCGGAGUUGGUCAUGCGUUUUAUCUCGGGGCAGACAUGGACCCACGCACGGCUGUUCCAACGGAAAGUUUAGUUUCUGGGAUCAUAGAGUUCGUCAAGAAGCACUAGCUAGAAUCUCCAUUGAUAAUAAUCAAUAAUGAUGUUUUGCAUGUAUUCUUUCUGUUUGUUCUCGUUGUCUUACCAGCAAGUUUCACCAAUCACCAUGCCAGCAAUAAAAGGU